AUGGUGCUAAUGGUGAUUGUCUACUUGCUGCUCCUGCUCUGGGAAAACGAGCUGACCGAGGAUGUCAUGCUGACAUCCAUCGAGCAUUUGCACGUGGACUACCCUCAGAACACGGUCCCCCUGCGGUACUGCAACUAUAUGAUCCUACAGAGAGUCAUCCGGCAGCCCGACCACACGUGCAAAAAGCUGCACGUCUUCAUCCACGAGAGGCCACAGAAAAUUAACAGCGUCUGCACGUCCUCCAAGAAGAAGAGCUGCCCAAACUACUCGGAGAUUUUCUGCUUCCAGAGUGAGACGAAAUUCAGAAUGACAGUCUGUCAACUCAUUGACGGCACCAGAUACCCCGCUUGCAGGUACCACAUCUCCCCCAUAGAGGGGUUCAUCCUUGUCACCUGUGAUGACUUAGGACCGGUUAAUUUUCAGGGGUACAUUGAAUGA
Molecule: messenger RNA, 438 nt
Organism: Chionomys nivalis (European snow vole)
Lineage: Eukaryota; Metazoa; Chordata; Mammalia; Rodentia; Cricetidae
Gene: Rnase12
Product: ribonuclease A family member 12 (inactive)
Exons: 1
Coding region: 1-438 (145 amino acids)
Molecular function (GO): nucleic acid binding
Source: RefSeq, a predicted model, not a curated record